AUGACUCCGGAACCAAUGUCUCUCUCACAAGCUUCCAUCGAGAGCAGCGACGACGACAGCGACUCGUUGAGCUCAAGCUUAACAUCAUCGGAUGCUCUCCCCAGCUUCCGCUUCAACGAACUCCCCCCAGAGAUCCGACACCAGAUCUGGCGAGCCGUCGUCCCCUCGGCAGGCAUCAACUUCUUCAACGUCCACUGCUUCCCCAACGACCACCCGGGCACGAAUCGCAGCACCUCUCCCCCGCGACUAUACCUCGACCUGCGACGGCUCGAUAUUGGCGACGACGACGAGACGGUAUCACAGUACGAUCCUUCGGCAUGGCAAUCGAGAAGUAUACUCAGUCGCACCUGCCACGAGGCCCGCACCCUAUGCGCCAUACCCGAAUCCAAAGUCGCCAUCAUCACGGUCACCCGUCCGAGGCGCGGACUGUUCAUCCGGGCAGGCGACGGCCAGCUACGGAAGCUCACACCGCUGAACGACCCACGGAUCAAAUUAUCAUAUAGCGAACUAUCACACGAGCAAGAACUCGUCAAGCCCGAACCGCAGAUCAGCCGCAAGAUCCAGGUCCACGCAGACGACAUCCUGUGCCUCUCGCUCGAGAACUGCAGCUUCAACCUGCCCAACGCCGAACACCCCCUCAUGCGCGACGACCUGGACGACAGCCGAUACCUCACAUACGACUAUGACAACGACGAGGACAUGGGCUGGGUCUUCGACCCGAUCCUGAAGCCGUGCCUGCCGUCCGUGAUCCCCAUCGACCGGUAUUGCGUCAGCAUGGCGCGCAGCAGCCGCCCGACGCUGAGCUCCGUGCGCGACGUCGUCGCCGGCCUGCUGUACAUGUGGGCGCCGUCGACGCAGUGGGAGGAGAAGCAGGAGCUGCUGCUCAUCAUGUUCGACGCCGCCACGCAGGAACCUGGCGAGCGGGGCCUGGACGAGCUCACCCCCGCCGGCGAGGUCUUCUGGGACCGCUUCGGCGACUGCUACGUGCCGCUACCGUGGGACUCUACCUUGUUACGGGCCAAGUACCGUCUCACCAAGGUCUGGCCCGAGACGAACGAUAUCCGGGACCGCUAUCUGAGAUCGGCGCUUCUGCAGUCGCCCAAGAGACCAGCCUCCUCUUUCUAG
Molecule: messenger RNA, 1125 nt
Organism: Anthostomella pinea
Lineage: Eukaryota; Fungi; Ascomycota; Sordariomycetes; Xylariales; Xylariaceae
Source: the annotation of a GenBank genome assembly